Microthlaspi erraticum is the source of this 582-nucleotide messenger RNA. Lineage: Eukaryota; Viridiplantae; Streptophyta; Magnoliopsida; Brassicales; Brassicaceae. The record is from the annotation of a GenBank genome assembly.
AUGAAGAAUCUCUCAUUUCUUGCAAGUCUGUCUCUCUUGACUUUAACAUUUCAAUUCGCUAUUGGUUAUGAUCCAAACCAAGUUCAAGAAUACUGCGUCGCAACAAACGCCUCAACAAAUGGUGUGUUCGUGAACGGCAAGUUCUGCAAAGAUCCAAGCCUCGCCACAAUAGAUGACUUUACUUUCACAGGACUUGACCAGCCUAGACCCAUAACAGAUUAUGCAGUGAACGGACAGAUCCCACCUCACCUCCAUCCACGUGGCACGGAGGUCUUGCUUGUCGUAGAAGGAACAAUGUACGCAGGUUUUAUCACGUCAGACCUAAACGGCCCUAAUCGUCUUUUCUCCAAAAUACUCCACAAGGGUGAUCUAAUUGUGUUUCCACAAGGACUCAUCCAUUUCCAGGCCAACGUGGGAACAGGUCCAGCAGUUACAGUUGCUGGUGUGAACAGCCAAAACCCUGGUUUUAUCACUGUUGCUAACGCCGUGUUUGGAUCUAACCCACCGAUAAACGCGACUAUUCUUGCCAAGGCGUUUCAGUUGAACAUCACAACGAUCAUGGACCUACAGGCCAAAUUCUGA